Molecule: messenger RNA, 3582 nt
Organism: Hyla sarda
Lineage: Eukaryota; Metazoa; Chordata; Amphibia; Anura; Hylidae
Product: zinc finger protein 660-like
Exons: 3
Coding region: 261-1601 (446 amino acids)
Biological process (GO): regulation of transcription by RNA polymerase II; central nervous system development
Cellular component (GO): nucleus
Molecular function (GO): DNA-binding transcription factor activity, RNA polymerase II-specific; RNA polymerase II cis-regulatory region sequence-specific DNA binding
Source: RefSeq, a predicted model, not a curated record
UGUCCCCCGCGGUAUUUCCUGUGUACAGAAGCUCCUGUAUCCUUGCACUGAUCACACGGAAGACUUUUGUACACGUGCAGUGUUGUAUUGACUUUUGUUACAUUUGUAGUUUCCUUUUAUAGGAAAUAACAUAUUGUCUCUUGUCAUGGAGUGUAGCCUGGCAGACAUAGACUUCAGAGGGUGGCACGUGGCUGGUGGCCUUGAUGGGCGUGGUGGAGCGGAUAGUUCAGAGUGGACAGAGUUAAUCGUGAAGAGGGACCAUGCAGGACCCAGAGCUGCCGACAGAGCGCCCCUCCGAUGCCUUCUUCACAGAUGGAGCCGGCAUCACAGGUCAGAAGAAAGAGCCACCAAGACGGCGUCGAAAACCAGCCAAAACGCAUCGCAACCUGAUGACCUGCUCACCGGAAAGACUUUCCAUAAAUUUAUCAAAAUGUAGAGAAUUUCUUGCCCUUCCUCCAGAUAGUGAUGAAGGUUCAGUGCCCACCGAGGGCAGGGCAGCUGCUUCGGAUGACCUCUCUCUAAGCGCUGCCAAGGGUCGUAUUGUGGCGUCCAUAAAAACCGAGGAGCACAGUAUCGGCGAGGAUUCUACUCUGGCAUCAAAUGUGCCAAAACUUUCCAUAGACAGACGAUUGAGCUCACAAAAGAGAAAUAGUACAAAGGCCAAGCCGUUCCUGUGCACAGUUUGUGGGAAAAGAUUUAGCCAAAAAUCCCUUCUCAUCCAACAUUACCGAAACCAUACAGGAGAGAGACCGUACCACUGUAUGGAGUGUGGGAAAGGCUUCACCUCCUGCUCUCUGCUCAUACGCCACCAUAAGAUACACACAGGAGAGAAGCCCUUCGCGUGUCCAGACUGUGAUAAACGCUUCAGUGAAAGCUCCCAACUCGUACGGCACCAGCGCACCCACACUGGGGAGCGUCCGUACACUUGCAUCGAGUGCGGGAAAAGCUUCAGCGAAAGCUCCAAGCUGGUCAUUCACCAGAGGACGCACACGGGAGAGCGGCCAUACUCGUGUAGCGACUGCGGAAAGAGCUUCAGUGUCCGCUCACAUCUCAUCACACACAAGAGAACUCACACCGGGGAACGGCCGUACACCUGCAACGAGUGCGGCAAGAGCUUCAGUGAGAGCUCCAAGCUGGUCAUGCAUCAGAGGAUACACACCGGAGAGAAACCGUACACCUGUGCAGCCUGCGGGAAGAGCUUUAGCCAGAGGUCUGUGCUGGUGACCCACCAGAGGAUACACACCGGAGAGAAACCGUACACCUGCCCAGAAUGUGGCAAAUGCUUCAUCGAUAAGGUGGGCUGCGACCGCCACCGCGUCACCCACAGCAACGAGAAGCCCUUCCAGUGCCUGCUGUGCGGUAAGAACUUUAGCCGCAACUCCGACUAUAAUAAACAUCAGAGGACCCACACCGGGGAGAAGCCGUACUCCUGCAUGCAGUGUGGGAAGAACUUCAGCUGGAGCUAUCAGCUCGUACGACACCAGCGCGUUCACACCGGGGAGAAACCGUACACGUGCAUGGAAUGCGGCCGGAGCUUUUGUUGGAGCUAUCAACUAGUGACGCAUCAAAAGACUCACUCUGUGGAAAAUUCCUACAUGUGAAUCUAUGUUGUAAAAGUCCAAAAUGGAGUGUAAAGACCUGUAGUGCGCUGCAGCGUGCACAAGGUACCUGUGUCUAAUAUGGAGUACCGUAGUCUGUGCAGUCAGGUCAGUGGAGGGAGGACACUCCACCCAAGUCUGCAGGUCUUACAAGGAGUCCCAGCUGUAUUAUUAUACUGGCUGCACAGGCACCGCGGCCAUAUGCACAGGCACCACGGCCAUCUGCACUGGCAUCGAGGCCGUCUGCAUAGACACCAGGGCCGUCUGCAUAGACACCAGGGCCGUCUGCAUAGACACAGCAGCCAUCUGCACUGGCACAGCCUCCUUCUGCACAGACACCUACUAGGUUUUGGCUGAUUGCACUUAACUACUACAGGUCAAAAUAUCAGAGGCUGGGUAUUCAUAUGCAAACAUCUUCAGAAAAUGGGUAGCUGGGUGGAGAAAUAUUCACAUUACUUAUACAGUACCUGAGUAGAGAGAGUCAGACUGCUGGUACCUGUGUAGAGAGAGUCAGACUGCUGGUACCUAUGUAGAGAGAGUCAGUCAGAAUGCUGGUACCUGUGUAGAGAGAGUCAGACUGCUGGUACCUAUGUAGAGAGAGUCAGUCAGAAUGCUAGUACCUAUGUAGAGAGAGUCAGACUGCUGGUACCUAUGUAGAGAGAGUCAGUCAGAAUGCUAGUACCUGUGUAGAGAGAGUCAGUCAGAAUGCUGGUACCUGUGUAGAGAGAGUCAGACUGCUGGUACCUGUGUAGAGAGAGUCAGACUGCUGGUACCUAUGUAGAGAGAGUCAGAAUGCUGGUACCUGUGUAGAGAGAGUCAGACUGCUGGUACCUGUGUAGAGAGAGUCAGACUGCUGGUACCUAUGUAGAGAGAGUCAGACUGCUGGUCCCUGUGUAGAGAGAGUCAGACUGCUGGUACCUGUGUAGAGAGAGUCAGUCAGAAUGCUGGUACCUGUGUAGAGAGAGUCAGACUGCUGGUACCUAUGUAGAGAGAGUCAGUCAGAAUGCUAGUACCUAUGUAGAGAGAGUCAGACUGCUGGUACCUAUGUAGAGAGAGUCAGUCAGAAUGCUAGUACCUAUGUAGAGAGAGUCAGACUGCUGGUACCUGUGUAGAGAGAGUCAGACUGCUGGUACCUAUGUAGAGAGAGUCAGUCAGAAUGCUAGUACCUAUGUAGAGAGAGUCAGACUGCUGGUACCUAUGUAGAGAGAGUCAGUCAGAAUGCUAGUACCUAUGUAGAGAGAGUCAGACUGCUGGUACCUAUGUAGAGAGAGUCAGACUGCUGGUACCUGUGUAGAGAGAGUCAGUCAAGACUGCUGGUACCUGUGUAGAGAGAGUCAGUCAGAAUGCUGGUACCUGUGUAGAGAGAGUCAGUCAGACUGCUGGUACCUGUGUAGAGAGAGUCAGUCAGACUGCUGGUAUCUGUGUAGAGAGAGUCAGUCAGAAUGCUGGUACCUGUGUAGAGAGAGUCAGUCAGACUGCUGGUACCUGUGUAGAGAGAGUCAGUCAGAAUGCUGGUACCUGUGUAGAGAGAGUCAGAAUGCUGGUACCUGAGUAGAGAGAGUCAGACUGCUGGUACCUGAGUAGAGAGAGUCAGACUGCUGGUACCUGAGUAGAGAGAGUCAGACUGCUGGUACCUGAGUAGAGAGAGUCAGACUGCUGGUACCUGAGUAGAGAGAGUCAGACUGCUGGUACCUGAGUAGAGAGAGUCAGACUGCUGGUACCUGAGUAGAGAGAGUCAGACUGCUGGUACCUGAGUAGAGAGAGUCAGACUGCUGGUACCUGUGUAGAGAGAGUCAGACUGCUGGUACCUGAGUAGAGAGAGUCAGACUGCUGGUACCUGUGUAGAGUCAGUCAGACUGCUGGUACCUGAGUAGAGAGAGUCAGACUGCUGGUCCCUGAGUAGAGGAAAACCCUGCCGGUAGCUGGGUGGAGAAAUAGUUACAAGGCCCAUAGCCGCGUAUUGAAAUGGUGAAGUUAUGCCCCC